GAUUUAAAACUCUUGAGAACAAUUGAUUUUAAAAAUGACGAUGUUAUUGAAAUGCUUCUUCAAUAUCUUGAAAUUGCAAUGGAAGACAAAAAUCUCUACCAAAUGGUUGAAAGUAUCUUGGAUUUCCUUGCUCCAAGAAUAGGCUACAUUGAUGGCAGAUUUCUCAAAUAUGUUGCUAAAUUAUCGAAAUUUGAAAAAACUUCCAAAGACACUCUAAAGACACUUCAAAGUGAUGAAGAAAUUAAACGUUUUGCAUAUGUGAAAGAUAAAAAUACUAAUGUAGAAGAUAAUGAAGAAAAACGUGAUAAACUAUGGAAGGAAAUAAUUCAAAAUCGAAGCAUGGAUGAUAUUCCAAGAGCACAUAUUUGUCGCACUACAAAAGCAAGUAGACCUAUUCUUAUACCCAACAAGUCUCAAAUAGAAAUUGAAGAUAUACUUGAAUCUCUUGAAAACAAUGCUAAUAAACUUCAAACGGAAACUCAAAAUAGGCAGUUAAGUACAUCAAAUUUAGAAACAAUUAAAAAGGUUAUUUUAAAACUUAAAGAAGUAAGCAAAAUGGACUUGUAAAUAAAUUACUAACUGAAAAGUUAGAAAAUGCAAUUGAAUUUAAUUUCAUUUAAAUUUAGUAGUAUUUUCUUUACUCUUUAUUCUCUUCUGAGAAUUUUAAACCUAAUAUUAAAGGUAAUAGUUGCGAAACACUCAAAAAAUGCAUCAAAAACUUAUUAGCUUCGUCGAAAUU
This is a messenger RNA of Episyrphus balteatus (marmalade hoverfly), 739 nucleotides long. RefSeq lists its product as uncharacterized. Lineage: Eukaryota; Metazoa; Arthropoda; Insecta; Diptera; Syrphidae. The coding region runs from base 52 to 567 and encodes 171 amino acids. The transcript is spliced from 2 exons. The record is from RefSeq and is a predicted model, not a curated record.